Molecule: messenger RNA, 996 nt
Organism: Rotaria sp. Silwood2
Lineage: Eukaryota; Metazoa; Rotifera; Eurotatoria; Philodinida; Philodinidae
Source: the annotation of a GenBank genome assembly
AUGACGGAGACUCUUUUAACCGAUUUAUCUUCUCAAUAUAAAGAUAAAAAUAUUCAUUCAAAUGAUGAAAAUAAUGAUCAAAUAAAUAUUCCACUUGUUGUUGUUGAUACAAUAACAACACCAACAUCGGUUAGAAAAGAUUCGAUCGUUAUUCCAUCAAUAUCUAAUAAUUCAAUAUCAAGUGUUAUUCAAAUUCAGAAUAACAAUAAUACACUUUUACCUGUUUGUACUUCAAAUAGUCUUGGCGAUCUUAGUUCAACUCCACUACUUAUGUUAGAUAAUCCAACAUCUAAUUCACCGGUAUCAUCAACAACUAAUCAACAAGAUGAAUCAACAACAGCAACAACAUUUAUUCAAUGUCGAUCAUUUCCAUCAAGUAGUUCAUCAUCAUCAUCAUCAAAAUCUUCAGCAUCAAGUCAAUCACAACAGGUUUCUUUGACACAUGAAUCUUUAAAAAAUGAACCAGAAGAGGAGAUUAAGCCAAAAAUAAUUUUAACACCAAAAAAAGCACCAGCACCUCCUCCACCAAUAGAAUCGUUUCCAUCCAAACGUACAGUAUCUCAAUCAGCGGGUGAAAAUAUAUUUCAUUCUCAAGAAGAUAAAUAUGGAUCUGAUCAACAUCAAUCUCGUCGUUUAUUAAAUAGACAAAAUCAUCAACGUCAUGGUAGUGCUGAUCUUCUAUGUCAUCAAAUAAAUCAUGAAUAUAUGAAUCGAUCAUCAACAACAAAUUCAUCAUUUUAUCCAUCAGAAAAUUUUAUUUCUAAUCAAAUAAAUUAUUAUGAUUAUGAUCAAAAUAUUAAUUAUGUUGAACAAUUAGAACAUGAAUUAAAAUUAACAAAAGAACAAUUAAAUGCAACUAUGAAAAGUAUUAAAACAUUUUGGAGUCCAGAAUUAAAAAAAGAACGAACAUUAAGAAAAGAUGAAUCAUGUCGAUAUCAAUUAUUAAUUAAUGAAAAUCAAAAACAUAUUAAACAAGUGAGAUCAUAUAAGAUUUAA